Messenger RNA from Syngnathoides biaculeatus (alligator pipefish), 2137 nucleotides. It is a transcript of the gene asnsd1, whose product is annotated as asparagine synthetase domain containing 1. The record is from RefSeq and is a predicted model, not a curated record. Gene Ontology annotation, molecular function: asparagine synthase (glutamine-hydrolyzing) activity. Lineage: Eukaryota; Metazoa; Chordata; Actinopteri; Syngnathiformes; Syngnathidae. The transcript has 4 exons. Bases 140 to 2137 code for a protein of 665 amino acids.
AGAAAGUCUAUGUCCAGCAGAGGAACAGCCACGUAUUGUUUCUAGCAGACAGAGGACAGACUUUGAGUUCAUGCAAGAAGAAACUGGACAGCCUUACUAAGGAGUUACAGGACAUUUGAAGUUGACAAAUCCUCCAAUCAUGUGUGGCAUAUUUUGUUUUGUGAGUCCAGCGUCUUCUCCUUUCACAUGGGACAAUCCAGUCUAUGAACAUUUAAAAAGAAGAGGCCCCGAUUUCAGCAGGGAUUUAAUAGUUUUAGGUUCCGAUUCUACUUAUCGGUGCUUGUUCUCAGCCCAUGUUCUCCACAUGAGAGGUCUUCCCACACCACAGCCACUCCAGGAUCUUGCCGGAAAUAUUUUGCUCUGGAAUGGAGAGGUUUUUGGUGGUUUAGAAGUCCUGCCAGCCGAGAACGACACCAGAGUUGUCCUGAGGUGUUUGUCUUCUUGCAGUGACCCUUCUGAUAUUUUGUCUGUGCUUUCCGCCAUUAGAGGUCCCUGGGGGUUUGUGUACUAUCAAAAGAGCAAAGACUGCCUCUGGUUUGGGAGAGAUUACUUUGGGAGAAGAAGUUUGCUGUGGAAGUAUGACCAAAAACUGAAGGCCUUGACAUUCAGCUCUGUGGGAGCAAACCCAUGGGGACCUGGCCACUCCACUCCUUAUGAACUUGUUCAGCCCAGUGUGUAUGAACCUGGUCCUUGCGAACAUAAUCAUUCUGACACUUCUGGACCAGGUCAGUCCAGAAAUUGUGGAUCUGGUCAAUCUGGCACUCGUGAACCUGCUCACUGCAGCCCGUGUGUAUUUGGUCAGUCCAAUUCUUGUCAGUCAGGCACUAUUGGAUCUGGUCAGUCCAACGAUUAUGGACCUGGUCCAUGUGCAUGGCAAGAGGUCCCAGCAGUUGGUGUGUACAGAGUCGACCUGAAGUCGGUUGUAGAAUCCGGAUCGCCGACGAUAGAACUUUAUACCUGGUCUCACAGUGGAGAUGAACUGGUAACUCCCUGCUCAGAUAAUACCCAGCGUCACGGCCCAGGCAGCUGCAUUGUACUGAAGAACUCCCUGGACCUGCUCAGAUCACCUGUUUGUCCUCUGAAUACGACACUGAACGAGAACCACGCAAGUCCACUCUUCUGCGUAGAGGAUCUAGGAGAGCUUCUGGACAAAAUACAAAUGAAUAAAAAUGUUACAGGUCUGAUCGACGUUCUGAGUAAGGCUGUGAGGAUACGUGUUCAGUCUUUGCCCGACGAUCCACAGGCUGAGAAUUCCAGCAUUGCCGUUCUUUUCUCAGGGGGCAUCGACUCUAUGAUUCUGGCUGUCUUAGCUCACCAUCAUGUACCCAAUUGUCAGUCGAUAGACCUUAUCAAUGUAGCUUUUCAACACCAGGAAGCUCAGAAGGAGUCGACCAAGAGGCAAAAACCCAGUCAGAGAAAGUCCGAAGCCCAAACAUGCAAACCAUUCGAUGUACCAGACAGGAUCACUGGUAGGUCGGGUGUUAAGGAACUACAAGUCUUGGCUCCAGAAAGGCGAUGGAACUUUGUGGAAGUGGAUGUAACACGGGAGGAGUUGCAAAGAAUGCGGCACAAGCACAUCAGCGACUUGGUGCAUCCACUGGACACCGUACUGGAUGACAGCAUAGGGUGCGCAGUGUGGUUCGCAGCCAAAGGGGAGGGGUUUGUGACCCUGGACCAUGAUCGGACCACCUUCACAUCUUCGGCCAAGGUCAUUCUGACAGGAAUCGGAGCCGACGAGCAGCUAGCUGGAUACGCGAGACACAGACUGAGGUUCCAGACAUCCGGAUAUGAGGGACUGGUCAAAGAAAUAGCCAUGGAACUGGGCAGGAUCUCCUGCAGGAACUUGGGCAGGGACGACAGAGUGAUCGCUGACCACGGGAAAGAGGCCAGGUUCCCGUACCUGGACGAGAGCGUGGUGAGCUACUUGAACUCUCUGCCCAUGCACGACAAGGCCGACCUGUCGCUUCCGCGGGGCGCCGGCGAGAAACUGCUGCUGAGGCUGGCCGGCCGCCGGCUCGGCCUCGGAGCAUCCGCCGUCCUGCCCAAAAGGGCCAUGCAGUUCGGGUCACGCAUCGCCAAGAUGGAGAACGCCCGCGAGAAGGCGGCGGACCGGUGUGCCAGGCUCAUCGCAGAGUAG